This is a messenger RNA of Astyanax mexicanus (Mexican tetra), 7457 nucleotides long. It is a transcript of the gene pde3b, whose product is annotated as phosphodiesterase 3B. Gene Ontology annotation, biological process: signal transduction. Gene Ontology annotation, cellular component: membrane. The transcript has 16 exons. The coding region runs from base 99 to 3527 and encodes 1142 amino acids. NCBI's taxonomy places the organism in Eukaryota, Metazoa, Chordata, Actinopteri, Characiformes, Acestrorhamphidae. The record is from RefSeq and is a predicted model, not a curated record. Gene Ontology annotation, molecular function: protein kinase B binding; 3',5'-cyclic-AMP phosphodiesterase activity.
CGAGUGCGAGAACCGUCGGUGGCGGCGCGAGGAAACUUUAAACACACGCGGAGAAAAGAGAGCGAGGAGGAGGAAGGAGGAAUACCGAGAAACCGAGCAUGGCAGUCCGGGAGGACGGAGAGCUGCUCCAGCGCGGCGGGAAGAACAGCGGCAGACAGCAGCAGCAAGACGGAGCCGCCACUGCCACCGCCACCGUCACCUCCACCGAGAGCCUGAGGAACGGCUACGUGAAGGGCUGCGUGACGCCGCUGAAGCAGGACGGCGAGCGGGGGCUGCUGGCUCACGCGUGCCGCCUGUGCGGCGCCUCGGAGCCGCUGCGGGCCUGGGCGGCCUGCGCUGGCGGAGCCCUGGCCGCGCUGGUCGCCGCUCUGGCCGCCGCGUGGCUGCUGCUGUUAGCGGCAGCUGCUUCUCCAGCCUCCCCGUCUCGCUGGAGCUCGGCAGCGGCGGGGCUGCGGGAGUUCGCGGGCGACGCGUGGCACUCCGCGAGCCCGCUGUUCAGCAUCGGCUGCGCCUACUUCUUCCUCACGCUGUACCUGCGGCGGGCGGAGCGGGAGAGCGGCCGCGGCUGGCUGCUCGCCCUGCCCGCCUCCUGCCACCUCGGGGACUGGCUGCUGGCGCGGUUCGUGGAGGACGGGGAGAGGGAUUCGGACGAGGAAGCCCCGGUGGUGGCGGCGGCGAGCCGGCUGCCGCUCGCUCUGGCCUGUGCCGGCCUGCUGACGCUGGCCCCCGCGGCUCUCCGGCUCCGCCACAGCGUGCUGGCGCUGGCCCUGGCCGCCGCCGCCUGGCUAGUGGCGCUCGGGGGGCUGGGACGCGUGCCCCCCGCGCUCAGGCCUGCCCUCGCCGCCCUGGCGGGAACCGGGGGCGCCGCGCUGGCUCUGGGCUUCGAGCGGCGCUACCCGGCGCGGCAGGCCGUGAGCAGCGCGGGGACCGAGGAGAAGGUGCCGGUGGUGCGGCCGAGGAGGAGAUCGAGCUGCGCGGCGCUGGGGGAAGCGGCCGGGGGCUGCUACGGAGGAGCCUGGAAGAUGCCCCGGAGGCCCUCGCUGCCCUGCAUAUCCAGAGAACAGAUGAUCCUGUGGGACUGGGACCUGAAGCAGUGGUAUAAGCCGCAGUAUCAGGGUGCUACCUGUGGGAAUGGUGUGGAUCUGUCGGUGAUAAAUGAAGCUCGAAGCGUGGUGUCGGACCUGCUGAUGGACAUGUCUCUCUCGCCUCACGUUCUCUCCUCUCUGAGGAGCGUCAGCAGCCUGAUGGGGACGUUCUCGGGCUCCUGCCGACCCCGGGUCAACCCCUUUACCCCCUUCCCCGGGUUCUACCCCUGCGCCGAGAUGGACGACCCCGCCGAACGGGGCGAGAGGAAGUCCCUUAAGGGUCUGAGCAGCAGGAACAGUCUGCCCACUCCUCAGCUGAGACGAAGCUCCGCCUCCUCCUCGCUGCCUCCUCUGGAGACGCUGCCGUCCCCUCGCUGGGAGCGCAGUAACGGAAAGAGACCUCACACUGAGCUCAGUAGCGGCAGCAGUCAGGGCUCUUUCUCUAAUGGUCCAAACAGCAACCUGCUGACCAUCCCCAAACAGAGGUCCUCCUCCGUCACGCUGGCGUUCGGCCACACCGUCCCCCGGAGACCAGUCUUAUUCUCAGGUGCGUCUCCGAGCCUCAGUCCGGUUAAUUCUCCGAGUCACAGUCCCCCCGGCGCUCCCGGCUCGUCUCUGAUCACCCGCUCCCCGGUGGAGUUCCCAGACACCGCCGACUUCCUCACCAAGCCCAGCGUCACCCUGCACAAACCCCUGGGCUACACACUCAGCUCACCUGACUUCCAGCAGUACCGAAGCCCCGCCUCCACCCUGCUCUGCACCAGUUGCGGGAGGCAGAUGCUGAAGAGCGGUCCGAGUUUGGAAGUGGGUGAGAGUCACCUGCCCUCAGCAUCUGAACUGCAGAGACGGCGCUCAGCUGAGGGGGGGGAGUACGGCGGGGACAGUCUGAUCAGGGAGGAGAGCGUGGAGGCCGAGGCUCAGGGAGAAAGCUCCGGAGCUCCUGGGAAAUCCAGAGAACGAGGGCAGCCGGAGGAGGACCAGGAGGAGGAGGGGGAAAGCUCCAGUGUGGAUCAGACGCCGUCCAAUCCGGAGGGCGAGGAGGAGUUUAAGUUGGACCCCUUGCUGGAGGACCAUGAAGGCCUGAUGGAGAAGCUCAAUAGCUGGAACUUCCAGAUAUUUGAUCUGAUGGACAGAACGGGAGGGAAAACGGGGAGAAUCCUCAGCUAUGUGGCGUACACUUUGUUCCAGGACACGGGUCUGUUUGAAAUCUUCAAAAUCCCCGUCCGGGAAUUCAUGACGUACUUCUGCGCUCUGGAGAACGGCUAUCGUGAUAUUCCCUAUCAUAAUCGAGUCCACGCUACAGACGUCCUCCACGCGGUCUGGUACCUCACCACCCGGCCAAUCCCGGGCUUUCAGCAGAUCCACAAUGAACAUGUGACAGGAAGUGACACAGAUUCGGACAGCGGGAUCUCCCCCGGCAGAGUGUCCUACGCCUCGUCUAAAAGCUGCUCGAUCUCAGACAACAGUUAUGGUUGCUUGACCUGGAAUGUCCCCGCCCUGGAGCUAAUGGCACUAUAUGUAGCAGCUGCUAUGCACGACUAUGAUCACCCAGGUCGCACAAACGCCUUUCUUGUAGCCACUAACGCCCCUCAGGCGGUGCUAUACAACGAUCGCUCAGUUCUGGAGAACCACCAUGCUGCCGCUGCAUGGAGCCUUUUCCUGUCACAGCCCGAGUUCAACUUCCUGUCCAACCUGGAUCACGUGGAGUUCAAGCGUUUCCGCUUUCUAGUUAUCGAGGCAAUUCUCGCCACAGACCUGAAAAAGCACUUUGACUUCCUCGCAGAGUUCAAUGCCAAGGUAAAUGAUGUGAACAGUCCAGGUAUCGACUGGACUAAUGAAAACGACAGGUUGCUGGUUUGCCAAGUGUGCAUUAAGCUGGCGGAUAUUAAUGGGCCGGCCAAAGAACGUAGCCUUCAUCUGAAGUGGACAGAGGGCAUUGUGAAUGAGUUUUACGAGCAGGGCGAUGAAGAGGCAGGCCUAGGAUUACCCAUAAGCCCCUUCAUGGACCGCUCCACCCCUCAGCUAGCGAAGCUGCAGGAGUCCUUUAUUACGCACAUUGUUGGUCCUCUCUGCAACUCGUACGAUGCGGCUGGACUGCUGCCAGGAUACUGGAUCGACGGGGAGGGAUCAGAGGAGGAAGAGGAAGAAGAGGAGGAGGAGGAAGAGGCUGAAGACACUGAAACUGACGAUGAAGAGCUUGAAGAUGAGCUACACCUAAAAUCGGGGAAGAGCCGACGCCGCCUGUUCUGCAACAUCAUGCAGCACCUGACUGAGAACCACAAGCAGUGGAAGGGCAUCAUCGAGGAGGAGGAGAAGAGCAAGGAGCAGCAUCAGCAGCAUCAGCAUCAGCAGGCCGACAGCCCCGGCCUUCCUCCAUCAUCAUCAUCCUCAGACGACAUCCAGGUCAUUCAGGAGGAGGCGGAGGAGGAGGAGCGCCAGUAGCAGCUGCAGCAGCAGCAGCAGCGAGACCACCGGCCUCCGUCUGUCCUGAAGCUCCUAGCUGUGGUGGGAGGGGCCUAAGCGAGGUGGAGGGGGCGUGGUCACAUGGUCACGUGGUCUCACACACUUUUGCUCUUCUGCUCUCUUUCGCUGCCCCUCCCACUUCUUUCAAACAUAUAUACACAAUACAUAAUACAUACAUAAAUACAUACAUAGCCCAAACAGGCGCCCACAGGAAGACCCGGUCGGAUCUCCCACACUGAAAUUCGUCACUGUGCCGACGCUCUCUCCGACGCUAACGCCGUUAGCGCACGUUGUGUUAACGAUAAAAAAAAAAAAGAAACGGAAGCGAAAAAGAGAGAAAAAACGUUAAAAAAAAAAAACGUAGAAAAAAACAAAAAAAAAACAAAGGCCUUACUACUGUGAGAGCAUCCUUGCUGCAAAUGAUGGUGGGAGCCCCACUACUAUGCACUUUCACCCCGUGGAGAACAGACGGAUGAAGGACGGACGAAACGAAAAGAAGUGAAACGAAAUGAACACAGCUUUCGAGGAGAUGCGUAAAACGACGUAGAAAAAAAAACGUUACAAAAAUACGUAACGCUCUCCUCCACACUCGGCUGUGAUGCUGCCUUGAAUGCAGAGCUCUUAACUCUCCUGUAGGUACUUCUUCUAACAAUUAUUAUUUAAAGACUGAACAUUCAAAAAAAAGUUUGAAUGAUGAAAAAAAAAGCGUAAAAAAUGACACUUUUAUUUUUAUUUUUAUUAUUUUUUUCUUUCAAGUAAUCGUCACUUGUUACCAAAGCGAACAGUUCAAAAACAAUGUGGCCGAGACUAUUUCAGGCUCAGUGUCAGGAAUACUCGAGAAGCAUAAAUCAAACGUGCCUGUCUGAACUUUUUCAUGAUUAUUUCGUUCGUUUAUUAUUUUGUUUUUCGUUUGUUUUUGUUUUUUUUAAAUAAAUGUAGUCCGUGCGACGAAGGGCGGGACUACGCAGGACUACACAGGCUGCUGCACCGUGGGUUCAGUGCAGCUCCCUCCUCAUGCUGGCGACACGAAACACUGUAUCACUGAACUCGUACGUGGAAAUUCUGACGUUUUUUUGAAACUGACUGAAAACGAAGAGAGAGAAAUUGAGAAAAAAAAAUUAUAAAAAAUUUACGACAAAAAAAAAAGAAAAAACGAACACUGACAUUUACUCCUGCAUCGUUUUUUCGGAUGCUUUUUUAUUCAUGUGUACCACCUGCCUUUUGUUUUAGUCUCUUCGUCUCAUCAUAGUAUUUGUUCGUUUUGAAUUUUUUUUUUGUGUGAGUGCUCAUGGGUUGUUAAUUUUAGAUUUUUUGAUUAUUUUUUAUUUUAAUCUUUUUUUUUUUCCUCUCGUCUUUCCUCUUCAGGAAUGCUGAAUUGCCAAUUGUUGAAUUUCCCUCUGUGUGAAGUCCAGCCGUGUCGAAAGCGAGCGUGUGGAGUGCGGAACAGGAAACCUGUUCUAAAUGAAAGGAUGUUUGUUAGUUUUUUCCUGUUUUAAAUGCGUGUUUGUAUUAUUUCACGGUUACUCAGGAUUCACACGGAUCGAUGGUUCAGCUGACAGUCUGACAAAAAUGUUGCAUUUCAGAAAACAGAAAAACUCAUAUGUGUGUGAGAAAGAGAGAGAAUGUGUGAAAAAUAUAAUAAUUGGAUGAAAGAAAGAAGAAAAAUCUAUAUAUAUACAUCCCAUAAUAAAAAGUGACCACUAUCCCUUAUCACGUAUCGUCCGCCCCAAAAAAAAACUACCGAACUCCACCGAACUGGUAAGAAAUGGAUCCCUGAAGUCUAUUGAGUACGUCAUUGAGUACUGUUGUUAAUCAUUAUGCCCAUAUUUGGUACUUUUUAACCUAAAUCAAAAUAAUAAUGAAUAUGCUUAUUAAAUACUUAAAGGAGAACUAUGGUGUAAAAUCAACUUGAUUUGUAGUGAAACCUAAUAACGAGUAUAAACUUUUGUUGAAUGGCUUAUAAAAUAUCUCUCCCAGCAUUCCGAAAAACAAGACAAAAUUUUCCUUUUUUUUUUUUUUUUUUUUGCUUAUAAUGCAAGUGAUUGGGGCAUAAAUUUGCAAUUUGUACUCGAUUCAAAUCAAUUUGUGAUUCUGGAUUCACAGUUCUGGAUUUAUUAAAAAAUAUAUAUAUAUUUUCUCACAACAAAUUUGAAACAAAUUUUAAAUAUAUAUAAAAAGAAAUUAGACAUUUUCUUAUUUUCAUUUCUACUACUUAUUACAUAUUUUUAUAUAAACACUCUCUGUCCUGUUCUAAGCGUUUAAAAAAAACUACUGUGCUUUUAUAUUUUCACAGUUAAUCACUUUAUGCAUUUAUUUAGACAAUCUAAAUGUGUCUAAAAUAUCAUUGUCUGAGCGGACAGUAAUAAAUAAAAAGGAAAUUAAAAAAAUAUAUAUUUACUCUACGUAAAUAUAUCUUUGUAUCUUUACUAAAGUAUACUAAAGUAUUUAUUUAAUUUGGGCACAUUUAAAAUUCUAACUUCUUCAUUUUCAACCCACUACGUUAUUGGAGAGACAAACCUUGGAAAUAAAAAGCACUUGUGUGAUUGGUUUAGUUGGUUUCAGUCAAAAACGGAUGACGCAUCCUUCACCUUUGCUUAAGCCCACUGGUUCUCUGGUCUGCACGAGCAAGAUUGCAGCUACAUAACAUUUUAUAAACAGAACAUGGAUGUUCUCACAAUGUAUAAUUGUCAAACAUUUUUAUUGCGAUACAGAGUGUAACAAUGCUUUGUUACACCAUUACGAUAUACUGAUAAAAUGGGUAGUAACGUGACCCCACAUGCCGCACAGGGAGAAGAUAGCUGCACCAGUUGUUGAAGCAAAACCCAAACCACAGGUUUCAGAAGAACAAGAGAUCGAUACUCACAAAAUCAGCUCACAAAAUCAACAAUUUACUUAAAUAUACCAAACUCAGUCCCAGGUCUAGAAAAAGGCUAGUGUGAUUCGCUUCAGUAAAAAAAUGACUGAUAUAUACUCUGCCCUUUGCUUACGCCCACUGGUUCUGUUCUUUUGCGUUGCAUCAUGCAACGAUGCUUUGUUACACUCCUAGUUUCCCAUGCAAAGAAAUAACUAUUUUUACACCAUUAAAAACCUUAUUUUCUAUUAAAAAAAAAUUGGCAGCAUGUUUAUUGAAAUUUAAUGUAUACUUUUCAAUAGCAUUAUUUUUAUAUUGUGUUUCACAUUGAUGUCAUGAUAUCCAAAAGCGUUAUUACACAUUGCAUUUUUUUACAGGUGUAACUUAGAAUUUUUAGUUUGCCUGUGGGUUAUACAUGGUCUAAAUUUCAGAAGAAAUUGAGAACCACUCGGAUACGUUACAAUGCAAAUUUAUUAUAGAGACAUUUUCUGCAACAGCUGGAAUUCAUGCAUUUUUAGAAUCAAUUUUAGAAUUAAUUCUUUAAUCUGUUCCCCUGUCCGGCUUAUCCAUUCGUCACUAGCAUUGUUGGCUAAAAGUCAUUGUAUUUGGAAAUGCUAGGAGUGAACGGCGGUGGGAUAUUCAAAAGUUCGUACAUGUUCAGAAUUUUACUACAACCCAAGCCCAUUUCACACUGGAUUUCUCCUUUAAUGACAAACAGAAAGAAAAACAGAUGUUGCUACACUUAAAAAUGAUAUAUAUAUACUCUGCUCCUAGCUUACGCCCACGGGUUCUCUUUGGCCUGUACUAGCGGAAUUGCGACUUCUAGUGUUUAAACAAGUAGUAGCCACUGAGAGCUUUAUUUUUAUAUAUUUUUGUGAAGCAGUGGAGGAAAGCACUUGAACGCCCUCUUGUGGAGUCUAAUCAGAAUACACCUGUAAUCAUUUACGUAUCUGCCGAAUUUUAAGACGUAAUUAUGAGCUUUAACUAUGAGUUUUAGUCCCAGAUUUUACAUAUUGCAUUUUUUUAGUCCGUAUGUCUUUUAGGUGUUACUUUGAAUU